Rhinocladiella mackenziei CBS 650.93 is the source of this 1380-nucleotide messenger RNA. RefSeq lists its product as uncharacterized. Lineage: Eukaryota; Fungi; Ascomycota; Eurotiomycetes; Chaetothyriales; Herpotrichiellaceae. The record is from RefSeq and is a predicted model, not a curated record. The coding region runs from base 1 to 1380 and encodes 459 amino acids. The transcript has 2 exons.
AUGGCCUACUGGCAUGACCGUCCUGCGACCGCGGCUGUCUACAUUGUCAUUUGCCUGCUGACUGUCCUCCUCCGCCCGACCUCUGCCCUUUCAUCUGUCUCCGGAUCGCCCUGCGAGUCCGUCUGCUCGGACGCCGGUAAUCUCGAAGACGACAUCGUCUGCCUCGACGCUGACUACCAGUCUCUCAGUAAAGGUCGAGCUUUUCAAAAAUGUGUGGGGUGUCAAUUGAACAGUACGGCCGUAGACACAGGCAAGAAUGAGACAGAUGUAGAAUGGGGAUUGUGUAUGCAAGACCACAUCUGCGAGGAAACAGGUGCUGAUUACAGUCAAGUGGCCCUCCGCUUCACACUGGCAGGGUGCAUGUUCGCCAUUCCUGAACCACACAUUUCCAUCAGCAGUCCUUGUCAAGUCAGCUGCGCUCUGCUGAACGAGUCGAUCGGAUAUCAAGUUACGACCGACUCAUCGGAUGCCGAGCCUGGAAAUGAUUACUGCACAGAGGCACCCUUUGACGAUGACACCAUCAACAAGUGCGCGUUCUGCUACAGUUUCAUCCCGCAACAAUUAUACCUGGCAAACUUCUUACAAGCCCUACACAUCUCCUGCCGCGACCCGCCCCAGCCAGGAGAACCAUUCUUUCCAGACGCCGCCGCCAUUUUCAACGAGACACUGAUCGCCGGCCCUGCUCCCCCUUCCAACAGCACCUCCUCCGGUGGCGGCCUGCACGGCUGGCAAUUAGGGAUUGCGAUCGCCCUACCCAUCGUCGGCGGCAUUUUACUGAUUGGCGGCACAUGCUGGGGCUGCUUCGUCUUCACACGACGGCGCCGACAAAAGAUGGCGCAGACAGGUCGCAUGUCGCGCGUCCACGACGCUCACGCCGAUAGCAUGUACAGCCCGAUGUCCGCGAAAGCAGAAGCGUCUUGGAAAGCAGAGGCAUGGGGCCAAGCAGAGCCGCCGCGCGAAAUGCACGCUAUCAGCCCGACGCUCUUGCACGCCGGACAUGGUGGAAAGCAUCCAAGUCCAGGCAUCGCGCAGGGCAGAUGGAGUCAUCACACUGGAGGGGAGAAUUCGGAGCAAAAUACGCCGCUAAGAAGCAGUUUCCAGCGCGAUGACGUUGGGCCGGGGACCGGACAGGUGCAAGACCCCAAUUUGCAUGAGCAGUACUUUGGUGUUGGAGGGGACGUGGAUGUGGAUAUGGAUGAUACUGAGGGAGCAGAUCACCGCGAGGAUGGUCUCGUGGGACCCAGUGCGGUGGGCGCUGUCGGUGUUCCGCAUGGAUAUGAACAUGGAUACGAGCAUGGACAAGGAUAUUACACCACUAACGACCAAGAUCCGCGUGGACAGCUCCGCGUGCACGAUGAUGAGAGGGGGGAAUUCAUUUGA